GGAGACUCCGCAGCCCGCAGCCUGCAGCCCGGCGCCAGAGCGGAGACUUCGACAGUUGAGCAGAACAGUAACCUCGCCGCGUUCCUGCUGGGCGACUGCUGGUGCCGUCAGACAAGUGGGGCCGUGGCUUGGGGGCACGGCGCUUGGUUCUGUCUACGAGGGCGGGUUCCUGGAUUCCUGGGACACACGGAAGGACGUCUCGUUCUCGCAUCACAGCCCGUUCUCGCCCGAGCGCUCAGGUGGCCGGCAGCAUGGGCGACCCGCCGACCCGCUGAGACAUGCUGCUGCUGCUGCUGCUGCUGGGGGCGGGCUGGGGGCGGGCCCCGGUGGCGGCCGACGACGUGCCGGCGGACUCCCGGGGGCGGAACGCGAGCGGCGGGCCCCUGCCGUCCCUCUACGUCAUGGAGCCGCCUCCCGCGCCCGACGAGGAAGACGCUGCUUCGCCGUGCCCGUACGGCGUGGAGGCGCUGGACUUCCUGCACAACCUCAGCGACGCCCGCCUGCUGGAGGAGGAGUGGCCCUGCGAGGUGCGGGUGUACUGGGCCGAGCAGCUGCGACCCCUGGUGGCCAUCGUGCGCUCCCUGCUCAGCUACUGCGCCCCGUUCAUGGUCGUGCUGGGCCUGACGGUGAACAGCAUGGCAUUCACGGUGCUGAGCACGUCAGCGCUGAGCGGCUCGUCGCUGUCCGUGUACCUGCGCGCGCUCGCCGUCACCGACAACUGCGCGCUCGUCUUCAACGUGGCCGUGUCUUUCGCGCGUGCGCACUUGGACAGCCUCGCCAAGCUCUUCCUGGCACACGAGUGGCUGUGCGCGCUGAACAAAGUGCUGUUGGGCAUGUCGUUCUACUACUCGACGUGGCUGGUGGUGUCGCUGACAUGGGAGCGGCUGGCCACCAUCACCUACCCGCUCACAUUGGGCGUGUGGUGCAGCAAAAAGGUUGCCUUGAUGGUCGUCUGCACGCUUGGUGUGCUCUUCUUCAUGGUCGGCGUCAUACGGGUCAAGUACUCAGGGUUCGAGCAGGACAGCGUGUUCGAGUUCGAGCCGUGCAAGGUGCACACGGCGCUGCACAUGACCUUGGCCAUGUACGGCUACCUGGUGCUGUCCUUGUGGCUGCCGCUGGUGCUGAUCGUGGUGGGGAACCUGUGCCUGGUGGCCACGCUGCGCCGCUCGGCGCGCACCAGGUCCGAGCUCACAGCCAAGAAGGACCGCGACACCCUGAGGCUGACGCGCAUGCUGCUGAUGGUGUCGGUGGGCUACGUGGUGCUGCUGCUGCCGCUGGGCAUAGUCGCCACGCUGGAGCUCUUCUGGAAUACCUCCGUGAAGCGCGACUCCCUCCAGAGGGGCAGCACCCUCUACAGCCACUGGUUGAAAGGGAAGCUGCUGUUGAAGUGGGUGCGAGGCGCGUGCUACUUCAUCUACCUGUUCAACUUCUGCAUCAACUUCUUCCUGUACUGCAUGUCCGGCCGGAAGUUCCGCAGGGCCGCGACGCAGCACUUCCAGCGGAGGCUGUCGCAGCCGCUGAGCCGCCUGUACAAGUCCUCGCCGUCGUCGUCGUCGGAGCAAGCGGACAGCCCGCGCAAGGCGUCCAACCCGGCGCUCGCCCACGUCAACGAAGCCUUCCUGGCGGACGAGGUCCCGGCCGUCGAGGCUGGCUGCGGACGUCCAGCUGCCUCCGUGGAACCGGAGAACCGCUGUCCUAGCAGCCCAACGGCAGAUGAAGGACACCAACCCACGUCAUCAGCAACACCAUCCUAGGCAUCCAAGUAGAUUCCAGACGUCCAAGUAGACCUGCAGGCUAAGAUGAUCGUAAAUCUGGCAACCGCGUGGGACCGGAAAACCGCUAUCCUUGCAGCCCAACGGCAGAUGAAGGAUACCAACCCACGUCAUCAGUAACGCCAUCCUAGGCAUCCAAGUAGAUUCCAGACGUCCAAGUAGACCUGCAGGCUAAGAUGAUCGUAAAUCUGGCAACCGCGUGGGACCGGAAAACCGCUAUCCUUGCAGCCCAACGGCAGAUGAAGGAUACCAACCCACGUCAUCAGCAACGCCAUCCUAGGCAUCCAAGUAGAUUCCAGACGUCCAAGUAGAUCUGCAGGCUAAGAUGAUUGUAAAUCUUGCGACCGAACUCUCAGUGAAAGUCGUCCAGACUCAGACAAGGCCACGUUAACAACAACGCCUUUCCAAGUAGACGACCGGGCUGGGAGAAUGUGCUUCCCCUACGGGGCCUGUGUGGGCUACUUGUGGACAGACAGUCGAUGAAAGGCAGACAGCCUUCGUAGCCCAUGUGGUACCGAACCGAUCCCAUUGACUACGUCGGUUUGUGGAGAACAGUUACCCCUUCAACUCAGAAGAUCAUCAAACAUUGCAGGCAGACGGUCAGAACACUCACAUUAACCACACUUUGCAGUCGACGAAGGAAUCAAACCGAUUUAAGCCAGCGAGUAUGUUCUGGUUGGGUCAGCUAAACGUAUUGACCAUAAGAAGCUUAAUCCUGACAAGUUAAACGACCUUUGUCGACACGAAAUUCCUUUGCUCGGAAAUGUACUCUCUCUGAGUUAAGCCAAGCAUAGUUCAAGCAGGGCAAGGAUUUACGAUACAGCGUGAAUCUACACCUUCUAACUUCAUGAUUGUAGAGAUAAUAUUGCCCCAAUCUGGUUCUUCGAUGAUAGCUCCGUUCUCCAAUAACUAGCCAGGACCUGAAAUCCUCAGGAAGACAGCCGACGAAAAAAUUCUGUCUCGGGCUGUGAAAAGUCACGUAAACACCUUCGAAGCCUAUGAGAUAUCCCUCUUGACACCAUUUUACAAAUCUGCUCAUGAAAAACAUUUAUAGAAUCAAUUCGAAAUGAUAGGCAUACUUACGAGAGAAACAGACAAUUUCGAAAUAUUUUUUUUUGGUUGAAAUAUCUUGUAAUGGAAGUGUAUCACAAGUGAAUUUUUAAACUAAAAUGCGAUGGUGUCACUGCAAUGCAAUGACGUCAGUACAACAUUUAUCUACGAGUUAGUCUCAAGAAUUAUAUCACGCAUUCUUGGUCACUUGCAUCACUUGAUCUCCUUUUUAUAUACUGAUUAUUUUAAGUGAAUUAUGGACUUUUUAUGAUAGGUAGGGUAUGAGAGGAAUGCCAAGAAUGUAGGUACUAAAAAUCUGAAGAAACUGUAAAGGCAUGUGUAAUGUUUGAAUUAAUGGCCAUUGAAUUAUCUUCAUUGGGUUCUUUUGUACAAGAAUUAUAAAUUACAUUAAAGUUACAUUUAAAUGCAUACAGUUAAGUUAUGCAUUAUGCCAGUGGCAGUGAUUCGUAACAAAAUUAUUCUAUUUUAUUAGAAGAUGGAGAAUCAGGAAUAGUAGAAAGCUUUGCAGAGUCAUUUAUGCGAACUAUAUGACAGAAUGGUCGAUGUCAGCCAUUAAUGCGUGAGAAUUUUUGGAUAAUGUUUUUAUUAUUUUUAAGUUGGAAUGUGAUCUUGAUCGGUCAAGAAAUAUCUUUUACUGAGAGACUUUGAAUGAAGUUUGUGAUUUAUGUGCAUCAGUAAUCAAAAGAACAUGCUUUUAAAAAUACCAAAGAUGUGGUGCUAUUAAAAUUAAUUGCAUCUUUCUAUAUGUCAGUAUUACGAGUCAUGUGAAUAAUAAAUACCUAAGAUAUUCUAGCAGAGGAAGAUUGGAUUUAUCUUAUUUGGAUGUAGUAUAUUGAGUGUAUGACUUCUUGUAUUGUCACAGUCUGUUUUUUAUAUCAUUCAGUAGUUCUUGAACAUUGCAAAGACGGUUGGUUAUCGGGUUGACAUGUAGUGAUAAUGUACCAAUUACCUUCAACCAUUUAUUGUUUUUAUGAGAUAUGUGUUUUAUAAAUUUAUUUAAAAUAUCGCCCAAUAUCAACAAAAUUGCUUUUUAAAAUUGUUAACUAGGCUUUGGCAUUUACUAGUAUUGUUAAUAUUAUGGAAUAUUAUAUUACUCUGUUGAUGUAGAGUUUUAAAUUAAUAAUGUAUUUUAUAUUUAAAAACGUUUUCACAACAAAGAAAAUAACUUUGAAAUUAAUGUACAAAACCCCCCUCAAUUUUGAAUAACAAAAACUUUAUUUUUGUAAUCAUAUUGAUCAACUAUAUCAUAUUUUUGUAUAAACAUAUGAGUUGGCCUGUUGAACAUUGUUACAGCAGUGUGAGCUUACUGCCAAAAGAGCCACAAAUUAUUGAAGCAGUAGACUUUCUUACAUUCAGUUUUUUAUUGCGGCAUCCGAGUGAUGUUUAUUAUCAUUGGAAUUUUCCAUAAAAUAAAUAAAUAAAUUACCAAUUCAUAAUUUGUAAUGAUUUUACUCUGUGUUUUCGUUAAGCCUACUCUUUGCAACUUAAAUAUAUGGAUUAGGUUCCAUGAAAUAAU
Molecule: messenger RNA, 4359 nt
Organism: Bacillus rossius redtenbacheri
Lineage: Eukaryota; Metazoa; Arthropoda; Insecta; Phasmatodea; Bacillidae
Product: CX3C chemokine receptor 1-like
Exons: 9
Coding region: 279-1754 (491 amino acids)
Biological process (GO): G protein-coupled receptor signaling pathway
Cellular component (GO): plasma membrane
Molecular function (GO): G protein-coupled receptor activity
Source: RefSeq, a predicted model, not a curated record